GUGGCUGGUUAGUGUGAAGCAGUGGCGGUCGAACUUAGCACAAGUCUAAGCGCGAAGCUCAGUGCAAUCGGGGACUUAGAAACGAAGUAGUAGCCCGAAGUAACGGGGUGAUCACUUAGUGCUCGCAACUAGGCUGCUUAGUUGGAUAUACGGUGAGUGAAUUUCAAUUACAUUGAUAAGCGAUGUGGCUGGGCCGGAUUAGAGGGAUUGCCGAUGAAAAUUUCAUUUCCCUUCAACCCUGAUAACGGUGAUUGAGAGAUCUCAUUCCAUCUAGCAGCAUGCCUAUCUCACCAUUUCGCAUGAAGAAGUUGAUGUACGUCUUCAACGUUUUCUUCGAUGUGAACAAGAGUGGCCAAAUUGAUAGAAAAGACUUUGAACUGGCAAUCGAGAGGAUUUGCAAAAUGCGAGGCUGGUCAGAAGGAGACGCUCAGUAUGCGGACACAAAAAAGAUCCUGCUGCAAGUGUGGGAGGGACUCAAGCAGAGGGCUGAUCAGGACCGUGAUGGUCAAGUGAGCCACGAAGAGUGGUGCUCGAUGUGGGACGAGUAUGCCAAAAACCCAGACAAAGCUCUAGAGUGGCAGCUCAGCUACAUGGACUUCAUGUUCGAUAUGGAAGACACGUCUGGUGACGGUGCAAUUGACGAGGAGGAAUUCGCGUCAGUGUGCGUCAGCUACGGUAUUCCUGAAGAAGAGUGCAGAACAGCAUUCCGUAAAUUCUCAGCACCAGGAGAAUCGCUGACAAAGGAGAAAUUCUCAGUGCUGUGGAAAGAGUUCUUCUGCACGGAUGACCCGGAAGCUCCCGGCAACUUUGUGUUCGGCAAAGCAGUUUUCGACUGAAUUCUGCACUUGCAAAUCAUUUUCAUUCUCGGUGAUAAUUGUGUAUACAUGGUAUUCGAAUUGGUGUUGGCUCCUUGCCGCAACUAUGCUGGCUGAGCACUUGAUGUUUGUAUUCUGUGAAGGACAAAGUGUGUCUAACUUUGGUCCCGAUUGCAUUGCAGUAUUGUAUGUUGAUUAUCGUGGUCAAUAAAAUGUUUCUCAAACAUUG
Nilaparvata lugens (brown planthopper) is the source of this 1044-nucleotide messenger RNA. RefSeq names its product calexcitin-2 (gene Scp2). The record is from RefSeq and is a predicted model, not a curated record. Lineage: Eukaryota; Metazoa; Arthropoda; Insecta; Hemiptera; Delphacidae. Gene Ontology annotation, molecular function: calcium ion binding. Bases 279 to 836 code for a protein of 185 amino acids. The transcript has 7 exons.